GAGGCGGGCUCUUCCCGGGCUGCGGCGGCGCGGAGCUGUCAGAGGAAGUCCAAGGCCUGCUCCGGCCAGCGCUACCCUGUGGACGUCGGGACUUGGGAGGCCGGGCGGCCCGGGCCCGGAGGCGACGGCGGUGGCUGGAGCCCCCGUCCGGAGCGCCAUAUGAGACGGUUUAAGCGGAAGCAUCUUACAGCCAUCGACUGCCAACAUUUGUCUCGAAGUCACUUGGCUGUGACCCAGCCCUUCGGUCAAAGAUGGACAAACAGAGACCCGAACCAUGGUCUCUAUCCUAGACCCAGAACAAAAAGAGGGACUAGGGGUCAAGGAUGUCAAAGGUACAUCACUGAAUUCUUCCCAGCUGGCCAGCGGCGGUGUACCAAUGACAUGGCUAAAAGCAAUUCUGUGGGCCAGGACAGCUCUAAGGACUCAGAGAGUGAAAUGAUGUUUGUUACAGAAAGCAAUUGUGCCCUCUCUCAGGAAGAUGAUGGAGAAGCAAGACUGGGCUCGUCAGGCUCUGCUCUGCUGGUAAGGAAGCGCUCUCGGUCCUUUGAGGAUGAGAGGAAUCAAGCUACAGGGACCAGUCACUGGCAUGGGGUUUCUAAAAAACCCCCACAGCAUUAUUUGCCCCUGUCCUGCACAAAGGCCAGGGAAGCUAGACUGGAAGCAGAGGGCUUUUUGUCAUGGCUCUCUGCAGAGACUGAAGAACCCAGCCAAGAAGUGGAGAACAUGGAUCAUGAUCCCAUUCCUGACUCUUACUAUGGACUUCUUGGAACCUUGCCCUGCCAAGAACCCCAGAGCCAUAUCUGCAGCCUUCCCAGCGAAGUCCUAAGGCACAUUUUUGCUUUCCUCCCUGUGGAAGAUCUCUAUUGGAAUCUGUGCUUGGUGUGCCAUCUUUGGAGGGAGAUAAUUAGUGAUCCACUGUUCAUUCCUUGGAAAAAGCUGUAUCAUCGAUACCUGAUGAAUGAAGAGCAAGCUGUCAGCAAAGUGGAUGGCAUCCUAUUGAACCAGGGUAUUGAGAAAGAGUCGGAUCUUUGUGUGCUGAACCUCAUCCGCUAUACAGCCACCACUAAAUGCUCCCCAAGUAUGGAUCCUGAAAGGGCACUGUGGAGUCUGAGGGAUCACCACCUCCUUCCUGAGGCAGAGGCCUGUGUGCGUCAACACCUCCCUGACCUUUACAUCACUGCUGCAGGUGUCAACGUGUGGGCUUUGGUAGCAGCCAUUGUUCUCCUCUCCAGUAGUGUGAAUGACAUCCAGCAGUUACUCUUCUGCUUCAGAAGACCAAGCUCCACUGUGACAAUGCCAGACAUCACUGAGACCUUAUACUGCAUCGCCGUGCUUCUCUAUGCCAUGAGGGAGAAGGGGAUCAACAUCAGCAAUCGGAUUCAUUACAACAUCUUCUAUUGCCUGUAUCUUCAGGAGAAUUCCUGUACUCAGGCCACAGAAGUUAAAGAGGAAACAUCGGUUUGGCCAGGCAGGAAAACAACCAUCCAACUUACACAUGAACAACAGCUGAUUCUGAACCAUAAGAUGGAACCUCUCCAGGUGGUAAAAAUUAUGGCAUUUGCAGGCACUGGGAAGACAUCUACCUUGGUCAAGUAUGCUGAAAAGUGGUCUGAGAGCAAGUUUCUUUAUGUGACAUUUAACAAGAGCAUCGCAAAGCAGGCCGAGCGAGUCUUCCCCAGCAAUGUCACCUGCAAAACCUUUCACUCCAUGGCGUAUAGACAGGUUGGGCGGCAGUACCAGUCAAAGAAGAAAUUGAAUCUCUUCAAGUUAACACCCUUCAUGGUCAAUUCUGUCCUUGCUGAAGGGAAAGGUGGAUUCAUAAGGGCCAAGCUAGUGUGUAAGACUUUAGAAAACUUCUUUGCCUCAGCUGAUGAUGAGCUGACUAUUGACCACGUACCUAUUUGGUGUAAGGACAGCCACGGACAGAGAGUCAUGGUUGAACAGAGUGAAAAACUGAACAGUGUUCUUGAAGCAAGCCGCCUUUGGGACAACAUGCGGAACCUGGGGGAAUGCAAAGAAGAGGCUUACCAAAUGACUCAUGAUGGCUACUUGAAACUCUGGCAGUUGAGCAAGCCUUUGCUUGCCUCUUUUGACGCCAUCUUUGUGGAUGAGGCCCAGGACUGUACCCCAGCUAUCAUGAAUAUAGUUCUGUCUCAGCCAUGUGGGAAGAUCUUUGUAGGGGACCCUCACCAGCAGAUCUAUACCUUCCGUGGUGCAGUCAACGCUCUGUUUACAGUCCCUCACACCCAUGUCUUCUAUCUCACACAGAGUUUUAGAUUUGGUGUGGAAAUAGCUUAUGUGGGAGCUACUAUCUUGGAUGUCUGCAAGAGAGUAAGGAAAAAGACUUUGGUUGGAGGAAGCCAUCAGAGUAGCAUUAGAGGUGAUACAAAGGGGCAGGUGGCCCUGCUGUCCCGGACCAAUGCCAAUGUGUUUGAUGAGGCUGUACGGGUGACUGAUGGAGAAGUACCUGCAAGGAUACAUUUGAUUGGGGGGAUUAAAUCAUUUGGAUUGGACAGAAUCAUUGAUAUUUGGAUCCUUCUUCAGCCAGAGGAAGAACGGAAGAAACGAAACCUCCUUAUUAAAGACAGGUUUAUUAGAAGAUGGGUGCACAAAGAAGGCUUUGGUGGCUUCAAGAGGUAUGUGACCGCAGCCGAGGAUAAGGAGCUUGAAGCAAAGAUUGCUGUUGUUGAAAAGUAUAACAUCAGGAUUCCAGAACUUGUGGAAAGGAUAGGAAAAUGCCACAUAGAAGACUUGGACUUUGCAGAGUACAUUUUGGGUACUGUACACAAAGCCAAAGGCUUGGAAUUUGAUACCGUUCAUGUUUUGGAUGAUUUUGUGAAAGUGCCUUGCGCCAGGCACAACCUUGCACAGCUGCCCCACUUCAGAGUUGAGUCUUUCUCUGAGGAUGAAUGGAAUUUACUGUAUGUUGCAGUCACUCGUGCCAAGAAGUGUCUCAUCAUGACCAAAUCAUUGGAGAAUAUUUUGACUUUGGCUGGGGAGUAUUUCUUGCAAACAGAGCUGACAAGUAAUGUCUUAAAAACAGGAGUGGUUCACUGCUGUGUGGGGCAGUGCAACAACACCAUCCCAGUGGACACUGUGCUCACCAUGAAGAAGCUCCCCAUCACUUAUAGCAACAGAAAGGAAAACAAGGGUGGCUACCUCUGCCACUCCUGUGCAGAACAGCGCAUUGGGCCUUUGGCCUUCUUGACUGCCACCCCCGAGCAGGUGCACUCCAUGCCACCCACUGUCGAGAACAUAGUGCUGCCCAGACACGAAGCUCUACUUUUCCUUGUCUUCUGAAAGCCAAGAGGAGCAUUCUUCAUGGUACAGAUUUCCUUCUGUGGAUUCCAAUUACUUGAAGAAAGCCAGUGUGGGGUGGGGUUCUCAUUCAUCCGAGACUCUGAGUUCACUCACAGAGCAUUUUUGAGGAAGAUGAAGCCAACCAGAGUUGGACCUGCCAUUUCUCCAUUCCCUAUAGGUGAUCAGUUUCCACUGCCCUCCUCCAUGCACCCAGGGGAUAUGAGAGAUGUUCUUUUGAUUAAAAAAAACCACCACAACAACAUUUUAUGUAUUUAAGCUUUUAUUACAAGGUUUCAAUUAAACAGCCAUUGUAGAACUGACAUACCAAUGUGUGACACCUGCCUUCAGCUCUGUUAUUUGAACUUUCUCCAGCUUUCUCUUUUUUCCACUUUUUCUAACAGCUCUGUCACUGUUCACACAAUCACCAAGUAGAGUAUGAAACUUAAUAUCCAGGGUAUAAUUGCUGCUUCAAAAAAGAGAUUUUCAUGCUGGGGAGAUUCACACUUGUAUAGACAUAGUGUGUGUCUUUGUCAUCACAGGGUUCACAAUUUAAACAGGGAAGCAACAUUAUACAGAAAAGGCAAGCACAAAGGUACAAUAGCUAGACUUCCUGUGUUUCUCACAGGUAGAACCAAGGAUGAGAAAUAUUUGAGAGGGAGUGGGUGAAGGGGGUCAGAGGUAAAAAUAAAAACAGGCAUUACUGAGUAACACCAGAAAAUAGCUUACUAUUAUCUAGUAAUUUGUAACCAAAAGGAAAAAAAAAAUGCUUGAGAGGGAAGCAGAGGGGUCACAGGAGGGAGAAUGGGAGUAGGUAGAGGUGGAAAGUUGGUACCUGGUUCGUAGCCUGGGUAGUCUGGGUAGCUUUAAUAAAGCUAUUAGAGAAAAAAACAAAUGAAAAUUUUACAUCGCUUAGAUGUACACGGAUCUGCUAUUUUUACAUUUUUGCCAUACAGCACUUCAGGGAUGCAGAUGGCAGGUGAGGGAGUUGGCACAGCAUUGCCCAAAGAGUUCACCACACCUAGUGUCUGAGCCAGUCGAGCGGAGUCCAAGAGCAGACCUCAUAGCUUCAGUUGUUGCAGUCUCCCUUUAACUUCUCCGUCAGGCCUCUAGUGGAGCUUAGAUGCGGGCCGGUGAGUACAGCAAGGGUGCUGUUGGAUUGGGCCAGGGGUGCUUGGAAAGUGUGAAUACAAGUCACUGUUUGCAUAUGGAGGAAAAUUCACAGAAUUGGACCUAAAGACAAAUUUAAUGAGAAAGGGACAGGACUCUUUCAUCCACUUGGCUGGUAUUUCAGGCUUAGCCUUAUUUGAUUCUUAUGUGUAACUUGGAAUAAAAGAACAAGGGAAAGGGAAUUAUGUGAAUUUACAUUGGUUACAAUAUUCAUUGUUAUUCAGAAGAAUGGUUUGGGCCCUGACCGGUGUUCUCAGUGGUUAGAGAGCAUCAGCCCGUGCAACAAAGGGUCACAGGUUUGAUUCCCGGUCAGGGGCUCAUACCUGGCUGGGUUUUGGGUUUAUUCCCCGGCAUGGUAGUGGCAUGUACAGGAGCAACCAGUUAAUGUGUCUCUCACAUCAAUGUUUUUCUCUCUCUGUUCCCCGCCCCCCGCUCUCCCUUCCUUCCACUGUCUCUAAAAAUCAAUAGAAAAAAAUAUCGUUGGAUAAGGAUUAACCAAAAAAAGAGUGGUUUGGGGAAGAGUGGCAAGAGAGAGCUCAUUAACAUGUUUCCUGGAAAUCUAGUUUUGCCAACCAGAGAGGAAGCAACUUAUUUAUUGGCGGACAAGUCAUUAACUCAGUGAACUUCACUUAGCACCUGUGGUGUGGCAGUUGCCAUGUUAGUGGGUAUAUGGAAUCAAAAUGCAGUCCCUGACUCACAGAGAUUGCUGUUGGUGUAAUUGUAGUUUGUGGUGAAAAGUGUUAGAGAGGGAGCUGCAUAAGUGCUCUGGGGAUGUGAGGGGUGUCUUUAUCAAAGUCUAGGGCCAAGGGCUGCCCCAAAGAGGGGUACUCUCACUGUGUUUAAUAAUAGGACAAUUAGUGAGCCAGCUAUUAAAGAGGGAAAGAAUAUUCUGGGAAGAAGGAACAACCUGAAGGGCACAAAGGAUGUGUGCGAUAAUGUCACUACAAGAACAAAAUGUCAGCCAGUGCUAGUAUUUUGGUACUUAUUUUGAAAAACAGUAGAAUCUAGGAAUUAGUACUGGUAUUUCAUUUGUAGCCCCAUUUUUUAAAGAAUUUUUAAAAAAAUCAGUAAAACUAAAUACUUGUUGUGUUUCAAAUAGAAAAAGCAAUUUUUAAGUACCCGUAAAAAAUAUACAUAUUUUAAAAAUAAGUGUUAAAUGUCCAUUAUCAUUUUAAUAUAAAUGUUUAGAUGAGAAGAAUAAAAGCAUUACUAAAAAUAUAAAUUAUUAACUACAUGAAUAUGAAAAUCUAUUAGAUUAUUUUUAAGUGUAGUCUUUAAAAUAAGAGGCUCCCAUUAUUUCAUUUAGUUGUGAAUAUACAGGGGUGGGCAGAAGUAUGUUUAUAAUUGUUCAUAUGGAAAAAGACAUGGGUUAUGCUUAUUAUAAGAACUUUAUUACCACUGUUUUGUGUACUCACUACUGUAAAGCAACUUUUGCCCACCCCUGUAUUUUUGUGCAAGAUUUUCUGUAGACUUUUUGUUGUUGUUGUUUUAUAGCCAUAGUAAUUGGGAGAAAAUAAGGAAAAUAAUUAGAAGCUAGUUCCAAAUAUUUUGCUUUGGUUCAAUAAUUGUUUUUAAAUAAUUCCUCUUAAAAAAAGAAGGACACAUAUGUAAUACCCUUUGUAAUACUUUAAGCAAUAAAAAAAUAAAAUAAAAUAAUUCCUCUUAUUUGAUAACUUAGCGGAGAUCUUUUCAAAUGUAAGAAUCUGUAAUACAUUGACAGUAAGUUCUAGUUUUUUGUUUCAGAGAAAGCAUUGUUGAUUUGUCUUUAUCUUUGGUUUUUGUCAUGUAUGUAGAAAUUCUGAUGCAAUUACCCAUAUAAAAAUAGAUAUUAUUAUGUCA
Molecule: messenger RNA, 6306 nt
Organism: Myotis daubentonii (Daubenton's bat)
Lineage: Eukaryota; Metazoa; Chordata; Mammalia; Chiroptera; Vespertilionidae
Gene: FBH1
Product: F-box DNA helicase 1
Biological process (GO): replication fork processing; double-strand break repair via homologous recombination
Cellular component (GO): nucleus
Molecular function (GO): DNA binding; 3'-5' DNA helicase activity; protein binding
Source: RefSeq, a predicted model, not a curated record